CUCUCAGUCCAGCAUUCCAGCGACCUUAGCUGUCCUCCUCACUCGGUCGACCAGCUCGAGACGGCCAAACGAGUCGGAGAUGGACACCGCUGCCUUCCAUCUUCUGUCUGGCGGGGUGCGUUAAUUAAUGGCGGCAGAACCUCCGAUCAGCCGGCGAGCGCGGCGCUGCGAUAGCUCUACGUGAACAAAGCGUCUCGCGCAAGUUCGAGGCCGAGCACGCGCGGCUGGUGAGAUGAAGAAGAAGGGGGCACCAUGGCGGUGCAAAUCCCUGCGGUGCUGGCCAUGCUGUUCUAUUUAAUCGCCAUCAUGUGCGUCGGCGUGUGGUCGGGCCGCAAGCUGCACAUCUUCAAGGAGGAUGGCCAGGCCUCAACGUCAGACCUGCGCCGCAGGCGGCCGCAGCAGACCCGCUUCCUGCACCGGCUGUUCCUGGCCGACAGGAACAUGUCGCUGACACUCGGCAUCACCUCCAUGACAGCCAUAUGGGUCGGAGGCGGCUACCUGAACGGCACUGCCGAGGCUGUCUACUCACACGGCAUCCUCUACUGCCACGCUCCGAUCGGUUACGCUAUCAGCCUCAUACUCGGCGGCUUCUUCUUCGCGCAAAAGAUGAGGACGACGAACGCGGUGACGAUGCUAGACCCGUUCCAGGAGCUGUACGGCCGCUGGAUGGGGCUGCUGCUGUGCCUGCCGGCCGUGUGCGGCGAGGUAUUGUGGACGGCCGCCAUGUUGUCCGCGCUGGGUGACACGGCGGGCGCCAUGAUGGAAGUGGACUCGCAACUCUUCAUCAUCCUUGCCGCGACGACCAUAUUCUGUUACACCGCGCUGGGAGGCCACUACUCCAUCACCUACACCGACGUCCUCCAGCUGUGCACCACGGCAGUAUUCCUGUGGAUGUGCGUGCCGUACGUCCUGAAAGGCCGCGGCGUGGGAACUGUGUCCGGUCCCCAGACCGACUUGCUCGGCCACAUUCCGAUGGCGAACGCCGGCCAGCUGUUCGACGCCUUUCUUAUGACCGCUCUUGGAGGCAUCCCGUGGCAGGUCUAUUUUCAAUGCAUACUGGGCUGCAAGAGCGACUUCGCCGCCCAGGUGCUUUCCUAUGUGGCCGCCAUAGGAUGCGUCUUCAUGGCCUUGCCACCGAUGAUCAUCGGAGCAGCAGCUAAGACGACAAACUUCACGGCAGCGGGCUACCCGGGCCCGUGGCAGCUGAGCGACAAGUCCAGCGUGUUGCCGCAGUCGAUCCGCUACCUGACUACGCCCGUGGUCUCCAUCUUGGGCAUGCUGGGCAUCACGGCGGCCGUCAUGUCGUCCGCCGACUCGUCCAUGUUCAGCGCCUCCGCCAUGGUCACCAAGAACGUCUACAACGUGCUCAUAAGGCCGGACGCGUCCGAGUCGGAGGUGGCCUUUAUUCUGCGAAUCGCGGUCUGCUUGAUCGGCGCCUCGGCCACCUACCUGGCGCUGUCGGUGCAUUCGGUGUUCGAACUGUGGACACUGUGCUCGGACGUGGUGUACGUGCUCCUCUUCCCGCAGUUCGUGUGCAUCUUCUACCUCAAGGACACCAACACCUAUGGCUCUAUCAUAGCGUUCGUGCUGGGUGCCUUCUCGCGCUGGUUGUGCGGCGAGCCGUCGGUGAGCCCGACGACGCCGGUGCACGCGCCACCGCACGGUACCGUGUGGGGCCAGCUGUUUCCUUACCGGCUGGCCUGCAUGAUGCUAGGCCUCUCCGCGCUCGUCAUCGGCUCGCUGGUGUCCACCAUGGCGUUCAAGAGGCACUGGCUGCCGCCGCACUGCGACGUGUUCGGCUGCUUCAGCGCGCCGCACAGAGGGGCUGGAGGCCGACGCGAGAGCAAGCUCUGGAUCAGACCUGAAGUCGCCGAGUACGAGCAGACCAUCAAGACAGGUGCGGAGUGCGCCAGGUCGGAGCUGACCAAUAGGAACGAGCGCUCGCAGAUGCCUGCUGAGGGGUCGCGCGCGACGAACGUGGCCGUGUCCGAAAUGACCGGCAAGAGCCAGAGAACGACGGGCUUGAACGGACGGCGCAAGUCUAAGGCUGCUGCGGUUUCCAUAAGGUCGCCCGAGACGACCAACAGGGGUGGCCACGUCGGCAAGCAGCGGCAACUCCACGCCAGGAAGGGAAGCAACGAAACGCAGAUGACCGUCAAGGACGCCUGAGAUAUCCGGCUCCUCUCGGAGGGGACGGCGUGGCAGCAGGCUCCCGCACAAAUAGUGCCUGUGGGGGAGCGAACGAGCGGGCGCGGUUUCUUCCUGGACUAUACGGUUCCUCGAUGCCAGCGCGGUAGCACACCCCCUGUCCUGGACCGGGACCAUGCUGCGCCGCCUGCACCGCAGUACCAAGGACGGUCGCACCCGGUCCUGGGGCGAAAUCGUGCUAAACCGCAGCAUGGCAUCAGGACUAAGGAAGGCCUCGCUCGCCGUUGAGCUUCGCCAUCUUCUUCUUAAUAUGUGUUUGUGUGUGUGAGAAGCCGGAUGCGUGUGUGUUGUGCCGGGUAACCGGGAUAGUAAAUGGACAGCGCGUUCAUAGCGAAGACACUGGCGAUGCGCUUGCCACAAGUGCGGAUGACAAUGACAGUGGUUCGGCGAACCAAAGUGCGGUCGCCAGGCACAUUCGUCUGGCGGAAACGUUAGUUCAGCGAGAACUCCCAUACGUCUGGGACGACGACGGCCUGGGUGGGACGCUUUCUUCCAGCGCGCAUCCGGUGGCGCAAGCUUGGCCUCCAAGAUCGCACAUGCGCAUCUCCGAAGCCACGGUACAAGCUACCAGGGAGGCUUGCCCUUUGUGCUGACUUGCUUGGUUAAAGGAAAGAAUGGGCCGCGUGACUGGAAGCCAGGACGUCCUUCCAUAGAGCUAAAUUAGCUGUCAAAUUAGCAUGCUGAACUGUGCAGGUGUCUACAGACACGGGAUAGCCAAACGCUUUGCCUGCUCUAUACAUGGUCAACGUUAAUAAUUGUGCGUUAUUUGAAAUGAAUACGUAAACGAAA
Dermacentor albipictus is the source of this 2997-nucleotide messenger RNA. Its product is annotated as high-affinity choline transporter 1-like. Gene Ontology annotation, biological process: transmembrane transport; choline transport; acetylcholine biosynthetic process. The record is from RefSeq and is a predicted model, not a curated record. Gene Ontology annotation, molecular function: choline:sodium symporter activity. Gene Ontology annotation, cellular component: plasma membrane. NCBI's taxonomy places the organism in Eukaryota, Metazoa, Arthropoda, Arachnida, Ixodida, Ixodidae.